CCACCACAAACUUCGUCAACCUUCUGUCCCAAACAGUGUCACGUCACCGCAUCCAGCAUUGUCCAGAGUAAAGCUGCGGAAAACCUCACAACAUGGACGACGACGUUUUAACCACUUUAAAAAUAUUAAUCAUCGGGGAGAGCGGCGUCGGAAAAUCCAGUUUGCUCCUGAGGUUUACAGAUGACACGUUCGAUCCAGAAUUAGCCGCAACAAUCGGUGUGGACUUUAAAGUGAAAACUAUAGCAGUAGAUGGCAACAGAGCCAAGCUUGCUAUAUGGGACACAGCCGGACAGGAAAGGUUCAGGACUCUGACGCCCAGCUACUACAGAGGUGCACAGGGAGUAAUACUGGUGUACGAUGUGACGAAGCGGGACUCGUUCACAAAGCUGGAGAACUGGCUCAAUGAGUUGGAGACGUACUGCACACGCAACGACCUCGUCAAAAUGCUCGUCGGCAACAAAAUCGACAAGGACAACCGUGAGGUGGACAGGAACGAGGGCCUGAAGUUUGCUCGUAAACACUCCAUGCUAUUCAUCGAGGCGAGCGCUAAGACCAGGGACGGCGUCCAGUGUGCCUUCGAGGAGCUGGUGGAGAAGAUCCUGCAGACCCCGGGCCUGUGGGAGAGCAGCGUCCAGAAUCACGGCGUUCAGCUCGGAGAGCAGCAGGCGCAGAGCUACAGCGCCUGUGGCGGAUACUGCUCCCUCAUCUAACUUCCACAAUUCCACCGGACUGAGACAUGAGAUGAAAAAAAAACAAACUGCGAUUUCCUGCUUCUGAAUGAGAGGCGAAGGUCGGCUCCGUCCCGGGCAGCCGGAGGACGUUCACACACCCUGUGUUUCCUUCCACUUCGAUUUCUGUAUGGUAUUUUAUCUAACUUAUCAUGAGCUGCAUUGAAUUACCGUUGCUGUCACUAUGUCAUUAUACUGAAGCAGAAGGACCGAUGCUGACAUCAUUCUCUCUCUCUAUGGUAUAGUUAUUACAAAUUAAAAACAGGGGCCAUUAAAGAAAGAGGGUGGGAUUAGUUUCUCUACUCCAGGGGUAAACUGUCCUAACUUUUCCAUCAAGUUCCACCCCGUGCUUCUUCUCCAAGCCUCUUUCCUCUAUCUAAUAUAAUAUAUUUCCUUAUUUUUGUAAUAAUUUCGAGUGUUGGCUGCUUUUAACCGGCACCAAACACCCUCCUGUUUGCUGUUUUUAUAAUCCAUCUCCUCGCUUAGCAUGAUCCUGCUAGCAUUUCUUGAGAAAUAUUCAUACUAAAAUAUAAGGAAUGGCUUUUCUGAGUUCUUAUUGUUCUCCCUUUAUCGUCUCUGGUGACUAAGCAGUGAUUUUACAUCCGUAGAACAUCUUACAGUGCAAUAACUCUCUUUAUUUUCAUUUAUGGACCACUGAUGUGUACAACUGUAGCACGUGAGUACUGGGUUUCUUGCCGUCCUGCUUACACAAACUACUCAAGCUUGAAAAGUUAGUCUUUUGAAAAGGUUUGGCUGUAUCCGAAUGGCUCGAUUUCAAUUGCUUUUUUUUUUUUUUUUUUUUUAACAACUCUCCUUAUUUUAGACUUUGUUAAGCCUCUAAUCGCUGUGUUAAACAUGACCGUCACUGUUGAUAAAUCACUAGAACUGGGUUUAAUAUCAGUAGUUUGUGUCCUGAUUAAUUUCAUUUACACUAUUCCUCAUCAGUGGAGAGCUAAACACACUUGGAGGGUACCAUUCCUUGUCGCUGCUGUGGUACCCUAAACCCUUUGUAUCUUUACUACAAAUCUUUCACCUCCAUGAAGAGCAGUCAGAAAGGUAAAUAUGUUCCUUAAAUCCUUUUAAAGGUGCACUAUGUCAACAUUUCCAGACUAAAAUUACAUAUUAAAGGUUCAAACUCUAAGAGUACCACCUCAGCGAUAAGUAUCAUUAACACCUUUUUAUCCGAGAGUGUAUAUCUGAGAGCGUAUAUUAAACCUGAUAUUAUUUUAAAGCAGGUAUUAGUACUUUCUCGAUGGGAGAAGUACGGCCUUCAUCUGAAAAUCAAUAAAUCCGACUGUUCGAAUCCAUUUUUAAAGGGGCUAUAUGUAAAAGUCAUGUUAAAAGCAUGUUAUGAGGCUGUAGCCUCCUGCUUUUCCUGAUAUCACCCGAACAUCCUGCAAGCAAAUAAAGAGCAUGUGCAGUCGUCGUUUCCUGUUUGCACCGACACAUCUGCUGUAUUCUGAUGAGCUGAAACUUUUGAAAUACUGAAAUGAGCAAGAAUUUGUGGGGUGAAUAUAAGAGAGGAUGGGUUCAGUCAAAUGUGUGAGCGGGUACCAGUACUGUGAAAUCUGAAACAGAUAUGUGUUUAACGUGCUACAUCCAGGUAUAAUGUGUCACGUGAAGUUUAAAACAGCAUUCGCUGACUUUUAAAAGGUUAAUAAACCCACCUGGCAUUAAUCAGGCGUGAGUUUAGCACUUUCCUUGAUAUACCUUGAAAAUUAUUCACAUAAUUGUAUCAUAAAUUUCUGGAUAAAAGCAUCAGACAAAAGAAUAAACAUCUUUUGUACAGAUUGAUGGAAAUUCCAGCAAUUAACCAAUUGAUCGUGUCUUUCGCAUACAGCUCCUUUGUGUGUGUUGAUCUCACAAGCGGUUUAUCGAGCCGUCGAAGAUCCUCGCUGCUCCGAUUUGCUUGACUCUAGAGGAUGUCGCUGUCUGGAUUGCAUUCUGUACUACGUUAGGAUUGGAUUGGAAGUGUGUCAGAGAACAUCAGUACUGUUUUCUUUUGCAAUAAAAUUUCACUUAUAAUCCAA
Pangasianodon hypophthalmus (striped catfish) is the source of this 2758-nucleotide messenger RNA. RefSeq names its product RAB18B, member RAS oncogene family (gene rab18b). Gene Ontology annotation, molecular function: GTP binding; GTPase activity. The transcript is spliced from 7 exons. Bases 93 to 710 code for a protein of 205 amino acids. The record is from RefSeq and is a predicted model, not a curated record. Lineage: Eukaryota; Metazoa; Chordata; Actinopteri; Siluriformes; Pangasiidae.